Messenger RNA from Drosophila subobscura, 674 nucleotides. RefSeq lists its product as uncharacterized. The record is from RefSeq and is a predicted model, not a curated record. The coding region runs from base 53 to 625 and encodes 190 amino acids. The transcript has 3 exons. Gene Ontology annotation, biological process: spermatogenesis. NCBI's taxonomy places the organism in Eukaryota, Metazoa, Arthropoda, Insecta, Diptera, Drosophilidae.
CGAGAUAUCGUCAUCGUGCUGCGAAAAAAAAACAAAAUAAAUAAAUAAAACAAUGGGCCCCGAUCCUGGUCCUUCUGAUCCUGGACAUGAGAUAUUUCCAACGCCAGCGGUGGACCAUCCACGUGUUGGUGUCGAGAGCGAGGAUAGCGACGAAUCAGACGCCUACGAUGGCUACCAGCGGCUUGCCAUGGACGAUGUGAACGACAAUGAACCGAGAACAGAGCCACAGCCACCACAGGUGGAGGAGGAGUUAGAAGCGGUGCCUAACGCACUACCCGUAGAUGAUGAGGACAUCGAUCUGGCAACAGCGGAAGUUACACAUGGUGAUCCCAAUAUGCCGCCCAUUGAGUGUGCCGACAUUGAAAUCGAACGACAAGUGUGGAAUGAGCCGCGGCCCCAAGCGCUACAAAUGGAGCUGGAUAAGACGCGAACUGAACAGAUACUGAAGGCAAUGUCCACAAUUACGUUGCCCAACAUAACGGUGCCGGAGUGGGCCAAAGGUGUGCCCGAGGAACGCUGGAAGUUGGAACUGCUGGAGCGCAUAAACAACCGCCAGCAGCCAACAGCUGCAGCAGCAACGGUAGCCACAGAAGAGGCGCCACAGCAUUCCAAAGAUUGUGUAUAAUAUUGUGUAUUUAGAAAAAAACGUUCUCCAAUAUAUAAUUUAGACUUAA